This is a messenger RNA of Camelina sativa (false flax), 876 nucleotides long. The record is from RefSeq and is a predicted model, not a curated record. NCBI's taxonomy places the organism in Eukaryota, Viridiplantae, Streptophyta, Magnoliopsida, Brassicales, Brassicaceae.
AUGAAAGAUCUCAGGGCUCUCAAAUAUUUUUUGGGUAUAGAGGUCACAAGGAGAACCGAUGGGAUUUUCCUCAACCAAAAGAAAUAUGCACUCGAUAUUCUCCAAGAAACUGGUCUUCUCAACUAUCAACCUGAAAAGUUCCCCAUGGAACAGCAACACAGUCUUGGUCGCGUCAACAGCCCUCUGUUAGCUGAACCCGCGCGGUAUCGCCGCCUGGUUGGACGCCUGAUCUACCUUCUUGCCACAAGACCGGAUCUGACGUACUCAGUUCACAUCCUGUCUCAGUUUAUGCAACUACCAACACAUGCUCAUUGGGAUGCUGCUCUUCGCGUGGUACGCUACCUACAGGGUUCCCCUGGCCAAGGUAUUCUUUUAAGUUCAGAUAAUGACCUGCAGCUCACUGGUUGGUGUGAUGCAGACUGGGCGGGUUGUCCUGUUAAUCGCCGCUCACUCACUGGCUGGUUUGUCUCCCUUGGCAACUCGCCCUUAUCUUGGAGAUCAAAGAAACAGAAUGUUGUCUCCAUGUCCUCGGCGGAAGCAGAGUAUCACAGUAUGUCUUUAACACUUCGUGAGCUCAAAUGGUUAAAAGGUUUGUUAGAAGAUUUAGGCGUCCAGCAAGCCCAACCGAUUGAUCUGCAUUGCGACAGUCAAGCAGCAAUUCAUAUAGCUGCAAAUCCAGUCUUCCAUGAGCGUACGAAGCAUGUCGAACUCGACUUUCACAACGUGCGUGACGCAGCUAAAGCUCGACUCAUUCGACUUCAUUUUGUUCGUUCAGCGUCUCAGCUUGCGGAUGUUUUCACCAAAGCCUUAGGACGUCGGGAUUUCGAAGGUCUCAUUGGCAAGUUGGGCCUUCACGAUCCUCAGUCUCCAACUUGA